Molecule: messenger RNA, 3145 nt
Organism: Mobula hypostoma (lesser devil ray)
Lineage: Eukaryota; Metazoa; Chordata; Chondrichthyes; Myliobatiformes; Myliobatidae
Product: WD repeat-containing protein 38-like
Exons: 9
Coding region: 1-885 (294 amino acids)
Molecular function (GO): protein binding
Source: RefSeq, a predicted model, not a curated record
AUGUGGAGGACAAUAGCUUCAGGCUUCAAUCAAAUAUCUGAGAAAUUCUUCAAAGCUCACAAAGCCCAGGUGAAUCACUGCGCCUUCUCUUGUGAUGGUCACCUCCUUAUCACAGGCUCCGAUGACUGUAAAAUCUGCGUCUGGGAUAUUAGAAGUGAAAAUUGUCUAGUUAAAGCAAAAGGACAUAAAGGCCCAGUGAGAGCUUGUGCCUUCUCUGCUGACUCCACUCUCUUCGCCAGUGGGUCCGCUGAUUGUAUGGUCAGGGUGUGGGGCACGGCAAGAGGCAACUGUCUGCACAUUCUCAAAGGGCACAGCAAGAGUGUGGAGACCGUGGCCUUUAGCAACGACUCACAGGUGCUUGCGUCUGCAGGCUGGGACUACACGGUCAUCCUGUGGGAGCCGAAGCUAGGUCAACCCUUGAAGAAACUCUUGGGGCAUCACAACGUCAUCAAAACCUGUGCGUUUUCAUACCAUGGAGAAUACUUGGCCACUGGAUCCUGGGAUUUUAAAGUGAUCCUCUGGAGUUUACAAAGCACGCGUCAAGUGAUUCUGCACGGUCACACGGGCAACAUCAGUUGCGUUGCCUUCUCUAACAUUGGGAUGCUGGCUUCAGGUUCCUGGGAUAAGACUGUACGUGUAUGGGAUCCAAGGAAUGGGAUCCUGAUCUUUCUCCUGGAAAACCAUAGCCACCAUCUCCUGGCCCUCUCCUUCUCUCUGGAUGCAAUUCUCCUGAUGACAGCAACAGAAGAUGGAACGGUUCGUGUGUGGGAUUGUGAAGAUGGAAAAUGUAAGCGGGUCUUAGAGGCGAGACGGUACAAUAUCUCCAGUUGUCAAUUUUCCUCUGUGGAGGCUAUUCUGAUUGCUGGAACCUAUGAAGAACCAUAGCAUAGACAACAAAUCUAUCAAGAGUAUCUAUUACCAAGAUUUUAAAGUCAAAGCUUAAAUAGUAUUUUAAGAUUUACCCAAGCCACACCACUUUAACAUUGGACUAAGUUAGCAUCAAGAAUUAAUAAAGUAUAUAAUGACUCAGUUUUAAAUUGAGCCAAGAAUUAAUGGCUGAGGUAAAACCCUACUAUUUCUGGGAGGCAGUGUUUCCAAUUGGGGAUUUGGAAUUUUAUCAGCACUGCUAUGAAACAGCACAAAUGAAACCCAGAAAGAUUCCCAUGACAUAUUCCCUACAGACUAACCUUUGCUCAUUGUUUCAUCCCCUCUCAUGAAAUGCCUUUUUGUUUUGCCAUGACAAGUACAUGCUCUGAGCUUGAGAUUCUGCAGAUGCUUAAAAUCUUGAGCGUCACACACGCAAAAGGCUGGAGGAACUCCACAGGUCAGGCAGCAUCUAUGGAGGGGAAUAAACAGCCAACUUUUCGGGCCAAGACCCUUCAUCUGGACUGAAAAGGUUCUAAGCUGACGUCUCAGUGUAGGACUGAGGUCCCAUUACACUGUUGAUUGGCAGUGUUUUUCAGGGUGAUGUUAAAGCAUGGGGUGUCAGGGAGGGGUAGCACCUCUGGUGGGGGAACAUGUCGCGUCCUUUUCAGGGCAGUUAGUCCACCUUUGGUCCCCACCUGGCACUCAGCUCUCACCUGUGGCUCCCCGUAGUUGUUUGCAUGCGACAGCGGCCACACCCCGGGCAACAGCUUCGACAAGCUGGCUAAACCAGGUGAGGGUAGCCGACGGGUCUCAAACCCUCGGUGAGAUAGGGAGUUGUCUAUCCCAGCAUGUGAAGACAGACUCCGGCGCAUUGAGCGGACGAGACCUAUGGAAGGUCCAACGGUCAAGAAGGCGGUCUCUACAAGCAUCGUGGAACGUGUAGAGCAGGACAAGACACAGAAGACGUCCCGGUCAUCCACUGCGCCUAGUCCCAUCUCCAGCCGUCUAGACUCUGUCUUGCCACUGGAUCCAGAUAGGAAUUGGGAAGAGAGAGUGAGGCUGACGCUCCGCAACUCUCCCUCACUUAAAGCCAAAUCACACGCUAGUCUUGACACCAUCAUAAUGGUGUCGAAGUCCUCACCGACGUCAACGAUGGACGAACAACAUAAAGCAACUCACCACUAGGCUAAAUGAGCUUAAAGAAAUUAACAUUAGAAUAUAAACUAGUAGGGAAUUUAAAGCGCCUGAAAAAUAAUAAAUUACCAGAACUGAGCUGCAGGUGGAAAUCGUAUUUGUGUGUUCAAUUAUAACACUUGAGAUGUUUGGAUAGGUACAUGGAUGAGAGGGAUUUGGAGGGCUCUGGUCUGGGUGACAGAAUGGUGUUGUCAUAAUAACCUCGACUUGAUCAUCACAAAAACCAAGGAGCUGAUAGUAAACUUCAGGAAAUCAAAGCGCGUCGAGCACUCUACUCUGCACAUAUACGGGAAAGAGGUGGAGAGAGUAGAGAGUUUCAAGUUCCUCGGCGUCCACAUCUCGGCUGACCUCACCUGGACUGCCCAUAUCUCUUAUCAGGUGGGGAAGGCCCAACAGAGGCUCUACUUCCUAAGGAAGCUAAAGCACGCUCUCCUCCCUCAUCACCUGCUGAUCAACUUCUAUCGGACAACUAUAGAGAGCCUCCUGACGUAUUGCUGUGCAGUGUGGUUUACCAGCUGCACAGAACAGAACAGGAAGGACUUGCAGCGGGUGGUGAGGGUAGCAAAGCGGGUUAUCGGCACAACAUUACCCUCCCUCAGAGACAUUUAUACUGGCAGACUUCAAAAGAAGGCUACUUGUAUUUCAAAGGAUCCCACUCAUCCUGGACAUCACCUGUUUUCCCCUCUACCUUCUGGGAAGAGAUACAGAGCAUUAAGGACGAAAACAAAGAGACUCCUUAACAGCUUCUACCCACAAGCAGUGAAAUGUAUAACACCCCCUUCCCUUCUCCUGCCCCCCCACCCCCCCCCCAUUCAUAUAUUAUUAAUUUUGGACUACACUCCUGAGGUUUAGAGUUUAUUUUAUGUAUAUAUUCUUUGUCAUGCUGCAAAACGUUGAGCUGCUAAACUGUGUUUCAUUGCUCCACAACAAUGACAAUAAAGAUAUUCUAUUCUAUUCUAGAUGGAACUAGGCAGAAAAUCAGACCAAACAACAGGAAUACUGCAGAUGCUGGAAAUUCAAGCAACACACAUCAAAGUUGCUGGUGAAUGCAGCAGGCCAGGCAGCAUCUCUAGGAAGAGGUACA